Cylindrotheca closterium is the source of this 1623-nucleotide messenger RNA. NCBI's taxonomy places the organism in Eukaryota, Bacillariophyta, Bacillariophyceae, Bacillariales, Bacillariaceae. The record is from the annotation of a GenBank genome assembly.
AUGAGAGCAAAGCAACAAUCAGCGUGGGCAAUUUCCUUGUGGUUGAUGAGAUUCUCAUUGCUCCUCAAUAAAAGCAACGCACUGUGUCGACCGCUGACGAAACGAGCUUCUCGCGGCUCGAUUGAUUCGCUACAGUGGACGCUGGGAGCUUCCUCGAGGUUGUUCAGCUCUGCACCAUCCAAUUCCCACGAUGAAGAUACUAUUUUUGCUCUCUCAUCGGGAUUUACGGGCCAGCAAGCAACUGCUGUGGCAGUGCUGCGUAUCAGUGGAUCUCAGGCGCACCAUGUUUUUGAUUCCAUGACAAAAUCGAGGCUACCUCCACCUCGACAAGCUGCCCUGAGAAAACUGUAUGAUCCAGCACGGGGACAGAUGCUUGAUCAAGCCUUAUGCCUUUUGUUUGAGUCACCAAACUCUUUCACAGGAGAAGAUCUGGUUGAACUCCAUUGUCAUGGGAGCCGAGCUGUUGUCCAAGCUAUGCUAGAUGUACUUCCAACACUUGGUUGUCGCCUUGCAGAGCCCGGCGAAUUCACGCAGAGAGCUUUUGGACGUGGAAAACUCGAUUUAGUCCAAGUAGAAGCGCUGGCGGAUAUUUUGGGAGCAGACACCCAAGCACAGCUUAAGCAAGCACUGAGUCAACUAGAUGGGAACCUCUCCAAACUCUAUGAUGACUGGCGCGGAAGGCUUAUCUCUGGAUUGGCUCAUGCGGAAGCAGUCAUUGAUUUUGGAGAUGACGAACGCCUGGGAGAGGAUGAUAUUUUGGAUGACGACUCGGAGCAAUGGAAUGUAUGGGGUGCUGUUGGUGACAAUAUGAUUGCCUUGAGCCAAUCAAUGAAGGAACAUCUUCGUGACGAAAGGAAAGGAGAGCUGAUACGAGAGGGUGUCAAGAUUGCAAUUGUUGGACCACCAAAUGCUGGAAAGUCCAGUCUAUUCAAUUUGCUAUCAAAAAAAGAUGCAGCCAUCGUCUCACCGAUUGCAGGAACAACCCGAGAUGUGCUCCAAGUAUCGAUGGAUCUUGGUGGCGUAAAGUGCACCUUGCAAGACACCGCCGGAGUUCGAAAGGACACUGAUGACGUUUUGGAAAUUGAGGGAAUCAAGCGCGCACAAUCGGUCGCAGAAAAUGCAGAUCUCGUCGUCGCAAUGGUCGAUGGUAGUAGUGGAGCAGACAAGGCAGGCGGACUGGACGCUGUAAAGUCCAUUCUGGAUGAAAACAAACUCAGUGCAAGUAUGCUAGUAAUGAACAAAUGCGAUAUCAAGGAUGACGGUGAGGAUUCGAAGGGUGAAGAAUCUUCUGGUUUUGGAAACACCUACGAUAUUUCCUGCGUGACGCAAGAAGGGAUUGACGACUUUCUUGAUGCCUUGUCACAGGCAGUCACAAGUCGCACUCAGGAUGACUCUGGAAACGAAGGUGCUGUUAUCACUCGAGCCCGGCAUCGGCAACAUGUAGAAGCGGCUGCUGACGCUUUGGAGCGCUUCAAAGUGUUGAGUGGACAAGGCCCCCUUGCAGUUGAUAUGGCAGCAGAAGAACUCCGAUACGCUGCCUCGGAAUUAGGCAGGAUUACUGGAGCUGUGGACGUUGAAGACGUCUUGGACGUCCUGUUCUCUGACUUUUGCAUUGGAAAAUAG